AACCAAACCACAGAGUCUUUUAAAGCAAGAAGAGAAGCCCACAGGGAGCUCAAAUUCAAGUAGAGCAAUGGCAGCCUCAGUCAUGGCUUCUUCCUUGAACCUCAAACCAGCCCCUUUCGUCGUCGAGAAAUCCUCCGCAAGAGGCUUCCCCUCUCUUGCCAGAACCACCGCCCCUUUCAAAAUUGUCGCCAGUGCAAAAAAAAAGCUCCAGACUGAUAAGCCCUAUGGAAUCAGCGGUGGCAUGGCCUUGAGGGAUGGUGUUGAUGCAUCAGGCAGAAAGCCUACGGGAAAGGGCGUGUACCAAUUUGUUGACAAGUAUGGAGCUAAUGUUGAUGGAUACAGUCCGAUCUACGACACUAGAGACUGGUCUCCGAGCGGCGAUGUUUAUGUGGGUGGCCCAACUGGAUUGGCAAUCUGGGCAGUUACUCUUGUUGGCGUUCUCUCAUUAGGAGCCCUUCUUGUGUACAACACAAGUGCUUUGGUACAGUAGACUAAGACAAGACACGCGUUAUGUUUAUGUUGUAAUGUAAUGUAAGGUAAUAUACUACAAUACUUGUUCAUCUAAUUGUUCAAACAGAAUUCUACAACUACUUUUGGUUGGUGUAUCUAGUUGUGCAAUGUUUUGGUGUGGAUUUAAUUUGAGAGCAGCUGGUAAUCUUUAAUGUGACA
Molecule: messenger RNA, 669 nt
Organism: Mangifera indica (mango)
Lineage: Eukaryota; Viridiplantae; Streptophyta; Magnoliopsida; Sapindales; Anacardiaceae
Product: photosystem II 10 kDa polypeptide, chloroplastic
Exons: 5
Coding region: 68-490 (140 amino acids)
Biological process (GO): photosynthesis
Cellular component (GO): photosystem II; photosystem II oxygen evolving complex; thylakoid membrane
Source: RefSeq, a predicted model, not a curated record